Molecule: messenger RNA, 1172 nt
Organism: Owenia fusiformis
Lineage: Eukaryota; Metazoa; Annelida; Polychaeta; Sabellida; Oweniidae
Source: the annotation of a GenBank genome assembly
UGUCCACAGCGGAUCCAUGUUAAAAGGAUAAGGACAUCUAGGAUAGGAGUAAAAUAGUUAAUUGAUGGGUAUGAUGAAUGGCCGAGGAUACAGCCAAUUAUGCUCAUAUGUCUGCACACACAGAAGGCGUGCUCGAUUCUGCAAGUAUUUCGUUCUGUGUAGCUAUAGCCUUGGGUUGGUACUCUUUGGCGUAAUAGUUGGUGCGUUUAUCAUAAUUUCAACAGACUCUACAACACCUUACACAAGCACGGACGUCGUAGAGAGGACUCGGCCGUUUGUGAAAAGAGAGAAGCUCCAGAAAGGUGUCGUUUUGGUUAACGAAAAUGCUUACCGGAAUAUCCACGAUGUUUACCUGGGUGGUAUUGGUGAUGGUAUUGACGAACCUCCUCCAUCUACGUCACACAUGGGAAGUUACACAUCUGCAGCUGUAGCGGCAGACCAUCACGCCUGCUCAGAUGUUGGGAAAAAUAUUAUGGAACGACAGGUUGGUUCAGCAGUGGACGCUGCAAUCGCGUCAAUGUUAUGUGUAGGAGUUCAAAACCCACAAAGCGUUGGGAUAGGUGGAGGCUCCUUCGUUACUAUAUACGACAGCAUUAAAAAAGAAGCGGUUUCUCUGGAUUGUCGAGAGGAGGCCCCCGCCGCAGCUUCUACAAAUAUGUUCGUCAACGAUGCACAGGCGUCUGUAUAUGGUGGUUUGGCAAUAGGGGUGCCAGCAGAAGUUGCGUGUUACAAGAAGAUGCAUGAUAUGUAUGGGCGUCUCCCCUGGCGUGCCCUGUUCCAGCCCUCUAUUAAUAUGUGCCGUAAUGGCUUUAACAUAUCUCAGGGAAUGGCGGCCGCGAUUGCUCAUAAAUCGGACCUGCUCGCGAUGACCCCUGGUCUGGAGUUGCCAAAAUUCGUGACUAAUCCAAAGACAGGAGAGCAAUAUAAGUUAGGGGAUAAUGUUAAAAUGCCCGAGUUGGCCGACACACUGGAGAUCAUCGCGGAGAAGGGGGCGGAAGAGUUAUACCAUGGCGAACUGGCCAAGACUAUCGUCAAAGAAAUCCAAGAAGCUGGAGGAAUCGUGACAUUGCAGGAUCUUAGGGAAUAUAAAGUUCUUGUUCAAGACGCUUUGAAUCUAACACUUAACAAUGGCGGUUAUACAGUGUAUGGGGCUCAACCACCUUCUAGUGGAG